AACAACGUCAUCUCUUUUAGUUAUGUCUCUCCACUUAUCUUUUAAUAAUCUUCUGUUUAAAUAAUUUUUCUUUCUUUCUCUUGUUAUUCGCUUAUUGUAUUUCUUUGCAAAUCCAUCAAGAUCUUUCUUGAAAUCGUCGUAAAAUGUAAAUCGUUGACACUUCUUAUCAGAAUAACGCAACGAAAAGUAAUAAACAAAUAGAGGAUAUCAUAAUAAUUUUUAUGUAAUCAUUCAUGACGAUGAAACUUUCAUUUUCGUGCGUUGAUUUAGAACGAACACAUUGAUAAAAAAAACAUGGGAAAAUCCUGAUAAACGAUAUUUAUCAUGUCAGUAAACAUUUUUUCAAUUCAAAAAUAUUGAAUUAAUCAAACUCACUAAUCGUAGUGGAAAUUUUAUCAUUAUCACAAUUUAUUUUUUUAAUUAAAUAUCAAUAUCAUCUACAACUAUUUAACGACUAACUUCAAUAUAAAGAGAAUAUGACUGAAUAAAUAUGAUAAUUUAGAUUCAACAAUAAUAUUGUUGUUUUUCCUCUAAUAUUAUCAAUUGCGUCUAUAUUUAUUUAAUAGACCGAGUGAUAUGAUAUCUUUGUAGAUACAACCGAUAUCAUUUGGAAAUAUUACUACGAGCAUUAAUUACGAUAGAAAUAUUGCACGGUCGUUUGCUCCCAAUGGAUUAAUUUUUUUUUAACAUUGACCACGUUCUUAUUAUUACUGCGCAACUUUGACGUAAAACAACGAGCGGACUUAUAGCUAAACGUCUAAAUCAUCGGCGAUAUCGUGACAGUCUUAAUUUAAAGUCUACCAGCAAGGAAUCUUCUUAUUCUUCUUUCCUCUUCUUCUAUCUUUCUGUGUCACUCAUACAUAUAUACAAAUACAUAAAUACAUAUACACAUGCACACGAAUGCACCAAUGCAUUGAGUUGUAUCCAUCUCGCUAUGCACUUUUCAGUCUCACUGCAAUUCUACGUGCACUCGCGUCUUAUCUCUCGAGUUUUUUACUAUUUGUAUUCAUAGAUUUUCUCUUUCUAUCUCUCUUUCUCUCUCUCUCUCUCUUUUUCUUUCUUUUAUUACAUUUUUGAUCGAUAAGAAAUGAAAGCUAAAAGGAAGUUAUGCAUAAUAAAAUUUCAUAAUCUAUGAAAGAAUGAAUUGUUUCUAACAACAAUAGUUUUGUUUAUUUAAUUAACCGAUGUUUCAUAUCGUUAUAGAAACAACAUUCGAAGAUCUUUCGAGAAAAGCGGAAGAGCGACGGACGGGCUUUGCUUACGUUUGAAGUGAGGAACGAAGAGAAGAAGGAGGAGGAAGAGAAAGAGGAGAAAAAGGUGGUAGUGGAGGUGGUGGUGGUGGUGGUGGGUGUCGACAGCCACCGAGACAACGUCAUCGAAGAUGAUGCAGGAGAGAAUCAGAAGAGUGUCGGUCUUCUCCGGUAAUGGUUGAUUUAUAGACGCCUCUUACGUAUAAAAAGAGAUGCACGCGUUUUUUGAUCAUUGUGCGAACAGGACAGCUCGGCUCUUGACUCGGCACCAAUCGGAAAUCGACUUCGUUUUAACUCGAGAUCCUUAGCGCGUGUACGCGCGCACCUCUCGAUCCUUCAAGCUCUAUUUUUUCUUACACAUACACACACACAGGCUCACACACACACACAUAUAUAUAUAUACAUUCAUUAUAUAUAUACCUACCUUUGCAUAUAUCCGACACGUGGAAGCGGUGCAACGACGACAACGACGACGAAAAAGAGGAAAAGGAAGAGGAAGAAAAAGAAGAAGAAGGAGAGGAGGAAGAAGAGCAAAAGGAAGAAAAAGAAAGACGAGAACGACUUCGACAACAUUUUAAUUCAUCAAGCUUAAAGCUCAGUCAGCCGCGAAUUACAAAUCGCGAGAUAUCGCGAGUGAGAAAAAGCAAAAGUGACCGAAGUGACCUUCCUUUCUCCUAAUUAAAGCAGUCGGUGAGUUUACGUUGAGAUUAGAAUUAAUUGUGUUUCUUUUUUAUUUGUUCGUUUUUUGCCCUUUUUUUUCUUUUUGGUGAGUGUGAAGUGCAUUCUCAAAUACGGCAUCAUAAUUCGUUAGUGAAGACGAUCUAGGAAGGGAUUAAUUUUUUCUUUGAUGAAUUUCGAAUUCUCUACGAGAUGUUCGGUUCGUUGUUACGUGUUGAGAUUAUCAGGGUGGGUAUUGUCGAUAGAAAUAAGUAAAAGAGAAGAUAGUGGAUUAUGGGAGAAUGAGAAUCGAUCGACGUUUGUUCGUAGAUCGUCGUCUCGAAGCAAGAAGUAGAAGAAGAAGAAGAAGAAGAUACGUUCCUUCUUCCGUAGAAGAAGAGUGUCUCGAAAGUAGACGAGGCCGAGCACUGAUCGGACGUGAUAGCUAACAGCGUUCGAAGCUUCCCACGGGUUUUUAAAUUCUUGGUAAAAGAGUAUAAAAGUUUGAUUUUUCUUCGAAUUCGAAAUGAGAGAUAAAAGGCAAGAGAGAUUUCGAAGGAACUUGAAGUUUUUUGUAAAUUCGAGAGGUUCGCUCGACUUUUUUAUAGCGAGUGCUUUCAAAAGAAGCUGAAAAAAGUGUGUUUCCUUCUCGACAGAGAAGAUAUUGUAGAAAAAAAAAAACAAAAGGAAAGAAAAAAGAAGAAGAAAAAGAAGAAGAAGAAGGGAGAGAGAAGGAAAAAAGGAAAAAGAAAAAAGAAAAUUGUUCGAAUCGUGUGGCCAUCUUCGGUAUGAGGAUGAGCUACGGCGGUCAUGCCGUGUAAUUCAAAGGGACACCACGUGAACCACGUCUCAUCGUGCCGAGCUAUCCUCGCCGUUGUCCACGUCGUCGUCGUCGUCGUCACCGUCACACUGACGCUGUUGAAGCGCGACGGAGUGCCAGCAGCGUUGGAAAGAUGAGCUCGAUCGACUUCGACGAGGUGCUUUUACACGUGGGAGAGAAGGGCCGAUAUCAGAACAUCAUGUAUUAUCUCCUAUGUAUACCUGCAACCCUUCCGGCUGCUUUCCUGGCCUUCUCGCAGGUAUUCGUGAGUGCCUCACCAGAACACUGGUGCAAAAUACCAGAAUUGGAGAACUUGACGGGCCUGAUGACCUUGGAAGAAAAGAAGGCUCUAUCUUUACCAUACUCCAUGAAGUCGGACGGUAGGAGAGUUUAUUCGAAAUGUCAAAUGUACGACGUCAAUUAUACAGAGAUCAUCGAAUCGUGGUUGCAACGUGGGAUAUCGCAAAAUUCUAGCAACACGAUGGAUUCGCAUUCGACCACGUCGCCUUCCUCGACAUCUUCCUUUCAUCCCACAAACCGAUUACCACCACCUCCUGUCAGUGAUCCUCAUUGGCCAGUCAACAAAUGCCAACACGGUUGGAUUUAUGAUAACAAGGAUUAUGACAGCACCCUCGUCACAGAGCUAGACCUGGUAUGUGACAACAGUUGGUGGCCUUCAACGUCAACGACAUUUUUCUAUGUUGGGAGCCUCUUUGGUAACGUUGUCUUUGGAUGGAUCGCAGACAAAUGGGGUAGAAGAACGGCCAUCUUCGCCAUUCUCUUCUUAGAAGUUAUCUUCUCGAUUGCCACAAGCUUCAGUCCUAACUAUGUUAUCUACACGGCGUUGAGGACGGUGAACGGCCUCUUUUUUCCUGCUAUUUAUCAGAUACCUUUUAUACUUGCUUUAGAAUUAAUGGGUCCAAGAUAUAGGACUUUUGCUGGUAUGGUGAUCUGUAUGUUCUUCGCUAGUGCAAUGUGUCUUCUUGCACUACUGGGUUAUUUGUUAAGGCAUUGGUACACAUUGUCAUUAGCCACGUCGGUACCCUUCGUACUUCUCUUCAGUUACUACUGGAUCAUUCCUGAAUCUCCAAGAUGGCUUCUAAGCAAAAACAGGAUAGACGAAGCAGAGGUGAUCGUUCAGCACAUGGCCAAAGUCAAUGGCAGAACGGUACCAUCCAACUUUCUGAGGCAAAUGGAGGUUGAGAUAAUGAAGAGACAAGGUAUUUCUUGCAACGGCAAGAACACUGGAAACGUUGUGCUAGAUAUUGAAGGGGAAGACAGGUCGCCACCACCUUCCGCAACACCGAUGGACCUCAUCAGGAAUCCAAAUAUUAGAAAGAAAUUCUUUAUUCUUGCUUUCGAUUGGGUUGCGAAUGCUGUCGUCUAUAAUGGAUUAUCCUACAAUACGACGAACCUUGGGGUCUCCGAUUACCUGGCCUUCUUCAUCGGUGGUAUUGUGGAAAUCCCAUCAUACGUGAUCACGUGGUACGCCAUGGACAGAUUGGGUAGACGAUGGGUCCUGUGUUUAACAAUGCUUCUAGGUGGAGUUGCCUGCGUUUCUUGCAUGUUCGUGCCCGAAGUAGACGCUGUUUGGGUGACGGUAUGCUUGGCGAUGAUUGGAAAAUUUGGCAUCGCAGCGUCCUUCGCCGUUUUUUACGUGUUCGUUGGUGAACUUUUACCAACGGUGCUGAGGUCACAAGCGAUGGGAAUCGCCUCUUUCAUCGCUGGUAUCGGCCUACUCACCUUUCCUUACAUCGUUCAUCUAGCUAACUACUCCAGGGUAUUACCAUUGAUUAUAAUGGGUUCCUUGAGUGUAGCCGGUGCUCUCACGUCCGUUUUCCUUCCGGAAACACUCAACAUACACUUGCCACAAACGAUCGAGGAAGGUGAACUCUUUGGCGCCGAUUUCAAACUCUGGUCCUGUCCAAUAAUACCAAAGAAAGACGCAAAAAGAAAAUCAGAAUCCGUGCCGCUUAGAUAUCUGGUAAACGGAAAACCAGAAAGAAUUUCGGCGGCAACAAAAAUCGUGGAAGCAGAAAAGGAAAGUCAAGAAGCGGAAUUAACGAAACCGAUAAAGGACGACAUAGAAAAGGAAAAGGACGAUGUAGAAAGAAUAUCUGAGUCGUCGAACGAAGAGAUAGAUCGUCUGAGAAAAAUACAAUGAGGACGUUUUACUUUUUUCUUCUUUUUUUUUCGUUAUUCCUGAAAGGACAAAAAGCUUCCUACAACUUCGUAUUAUAAUUUGCCUCGGUAUAGGCACACGCAUUGUAUUUAUUUUUUCAUUUAUGUUAUAUAAUGCGUUUCAUUUGUAAAGUCUGUUCCGUGUGCCUGUCGUAAUUUUCGUUUCUGCAUUACAAAGGGAUCGAUUGAUUUGUCAAUCAUCUUCGAUACAAAGAUGUCUUUUGUUUUCAGAAAGAGUGAACUGAGGUCGUACGUUCAAUAAAAUAAAAGAAAAAAUGAAAAAGAACUAGAGGGACUUCGCGAUAUUAUAAUAAUAUAAUAUUAAAACCGCAGUUAUUAUUAUUUAUCGUAAAUAUCCUUGGAAAUUAUCGAAGGAUGACUCGGUUUAUUCGCGGAAUUGCUCGACGAUUGAAUUCUUUUUUUAUAUAUAAUUUAAUAAUUAGCAAAAAACUUUUCUACGUAAACGUAAAGAAAAAAAAAAAAACGUUCUAACAACAUCGACUC
Molecule: messenger RNA, 5412 nt
Organism: Vespula vulgaris
Lineage: Eukaryota; Metazoa; Arthropoda; Insecta; Hymenoptera; Vespidae
Product: organic cation transporter 1-like
Exons: 10
Coding region: 2861-4891 (676 amino acids)
Biological process (GO): transmembrane transport
Cellular component (GO): membrane
Molecular function (GO): transmembrane transporter activity
Source: RefSeq, a predicted model, not a curated record